CAACCGCUCGUGAUUUCGUGACUAUCACAUGAUCAACAACACUGGAAGAUGGCGCAUACAAUCAAAGUAAAUUCUCUCCACCAACCUCUUAAUGAAAUUGCAGCUAGAAAUACUCAUAAAUUAGCUGUAACGAGAGAUUAUGUUUCUCAACCAAGGCUAACAUACAAAACAGUGUCCGGUGUGAAUGGACCAUUAGUAAUCUUAGACAAUGUCAAAUUUCCCAAGUUUGCUGAAAUUGUUAAUUUGGUUCUUGCUGAUGGAACCCAAAGAUCUGGACAGGUGCUUGAAGUCAUGGGAUCUAAAGCUGUUGUCCAGGUAUUUGAAGGAACAUCUGGUAUUGAUGCUAAACAUACACAGUGUGAGUUCACUGGUGACAUCUUGAGAAUGCCUGUCUCUGAGGACAUGUCAGGUAGAAUAUUUAAUGGAUCUGGUAAGCCUAUUGACAAUGGUCCUGCUGUGUUGGCUGAAGAUUUCUUGGACAUUCAAGGUCAACCCAUCAAUCCAUGGUCUCGUAUCUACCCUGAGGAGAUGAUUGAGACUGGUAUUUCAGCCAUUGACACUAUGAACAGUAUAGCCAGAGGUCAAAAGAUUCCCAUCUUCUCUGCGGCUGGUCUGCCUCACAAUGAGAUUGCUGCUCAGAUCUGUAGGCAAGCAGGUCUUGUCAAGUUACCCGGAAAAAGUGUCAUGGACAGCCAUGAGGAUAACUUUGCCAUUGUGUUUGCUGCUAUGGGGGUUAACAUGGAAGCUGCCAGGUUUUUCAAGCAAGAUUUUGAGGAAAAUGGAUCUAUGGAAAAUGUGUCAUUGUUUUUGAAUUUAGCAAAUGACCCGACCAUUGAACGUAUCAUCACACCUCGUAUUGCUCUUACCACUGCUGAGUAUCUAGCAUACCAAUGUGAGAAACAUAUCCUUGUAAUUUUGACAGACAUGAGCUCCUAUGCUGAAGCUCUAAGAGAGGUCUCAGCUGCCAGAGAAGAGGUGCCAGGCCGUCGUGGUUUCCCAGGUUACAUGUACACUGACUUGGCUACAAUUUAUGAACGUGCCGGUCGUGUCGAAGGAAGGAGUGGUUCAAUUACCCAGAUUCCAAUUCUUACCAUGCCUAAUGAUGACAUUACCCAUCCCAUUCCUGAUUUGACUGGUUACAUCACAGAAGGUCAGAUGUAUGUGGACAGACAGUUGCAUAACAGACAGAUUUACCCACCAAUAAAUGUGUUGCCAUCCUUGUCCCGUUUGAUGAAAUCUGCCAUUGGUGAGGGUAUGACAAGGGAGGAUCAUGCUGAUGUGUCUAAUCAACUGUAUGCUUGCUAUGCUAUUGGUAAAGAUGUGCAAGCUAUGAAAGCUGUGGUUGGAGAGGAAGCCUUGACACCUGAAGAUUUGCUCUAUUUGGAAUUUUUGACUAAAUUUGAAAAGAAUUUCAUUACCCAAGGUCACUAUGAGAAACGAACAAUUUUCGAAUCUUUGGAUAUAGGCUGGCAACUUCUUCGUAUCUUCCCCAAGGAGAUGCUGAAGAGGAUUCCACAAGGCACACUGGCCAAAUAUUAUCCUAGAGCCUCAACACAACAAGUCACAGCUCAAACAUCUGGUAAAAAGGCAGAGACAACAGCGUUAUAAUUUUAUUGUUCCAUGUUUAAUGUACAGACACUGAUACUAUUAUCAUAGUUUUGACUUUAGUCCAGAGAAUUAGUCUUAUUGUCUAUUAGCAGUUUAUAUUAAUUUAUGGAUUUUUAACCUGUUUCCCCACUCCCCAUUUUAUCUUCUUCGCUGUUAGAAUCUAUUCUUACUUUUAGGUUUCCAUUAGUUGACAAUUUUUUUGUGAUAUUGUCUUACAAACUGUAGAUAGUGUUUGAUGUUCUGUGUAGCUAUUUGGGGUGGUUGUACAUUUGUGGCUCUUGAAAGUUUUUUUUCCCUGUCACUUAAGAUUCACUUUAGAAAUAAUUGUGAUAUAUAUAUAUAUACAUACAUUUUAUAUCUCUUUAUGAUGUGAUGGAAUGGAUGUUUGACAUUUGUGUGUUGGGAUUUGAUUCUACAUUCCGAAAACAAAAAGGUGCAGUGUUAUUGGAGCGCUGUUUGCACAGAAUGAGGCAUUGUCUUUUUUUUUUUUUUUAGAUGAUUUUUUUUCCUUUGCAUAAGUUAAGAGUUUUAGAAACAGCCUUUUGUUUCUCUUAGAAAUGCCAUCAGUACCUUUUUUUUUUUCAUUCAAUGCAGUAAAUCAUAAGAAGACUGCUUUUAUUUUAUAUUUAUUAUCAUCUUAAGACCUUGGUGUGUGUGAGUUGUGUAACAAUACAAUGUAGGGUAAGUGAGUAUGCAUUUAUUGUUCUAUUUAAAUGGUAUGAUUGGAAUAGAGUCUGUAAUCAAAGAAUAAACUAUUGCUGUAAUCAGG
Molecule: messenger RNA, 2377 nt
Organism: Biomphalaria glabrata
Lineage: Eukaryota; Metazoa; Mollusca; Gastropoda; Planorbidae
Product: V-type proton ATPase subunit B
Exons: 14
Coding region: 49-1608 (519 amino acids)
Biological process (GO): ATP metabolic process; proton transmembrane transport
Cellular component (GO): proton-transporting V-type ATPase, V1 domain
Molecular function (GO): proton-transporting ATPase activity, rotational mechanism; ATP binding
Source: RefSeq, a predicted model, not a curated record